GAGCGAGAGUGAGACAGGGAGUGGGGGGGCAUUCCAACUCCGGCUUGACAUUCGACUCCUCAGCCUACAGACUGCAUUGGCGAAAGUGUUUGCAGGCAGGACUCUGUUCUUAUUCUCUGUGGGGCAGGGGUAAAAUCACAGGAAAGCACUACAGAAAAAGAGCUCUUCUUCCCGUCUCGUAUCUGGAGUUCACACAGGAUACUUGGGCCUGCCUGGGAGUGGCCCCUCAUUCUGCCGCUGGAAUGUGCCUUUAGACGAGUGGGGAAACUGGCUUUGCUGCUGUUGGUUUUCCUCUCUUCCUCAGCUGUCCCUCUCGCUCUCACUCUCCUUGGGCUCCCUAUUCAGCUUCCUGCCAGGCACUCUUGUGUUCAGUAUACAUUUUUGGAUUACUCCUGGAGUCCUUCGUUUGGGUUCUCAACUUCUCAUUGUGCUUUUCCUGGGCUGUGUUUUUGAAGGAGUAUUUUAUUUCCUCAUAAACCACACAUCUACUUUGUAGCAGUCAAUGAACAAACAUUUGAAUAGCUCACAGGGUUUUGCAUGAGUGUUUGUAAGUGGCCAGGAAUCACCCUGAAGUAUUUUUAUCUGAGCCAGCACUGUGUGAGCAUAUUGGAUAUUAGAUUGGCUGGUGGCCCUCUGUUAUGGGCUGUCUUGUUUCUAUGGAAAGAGCGCAAUGAAGAGUCGCUGCAAUCCCCAUGUCUCCCACCACUAGGCUACAGCCUGUCUACUCAUGGAAGGGGGUGUUCAAGCUCUUCACAUGCGUAGCUGCCCGAACGGCCAGCAAGCCUAAAGAGGUCCACACAUUUCAAGAGAAGAAAAUAGCCUUACUGGGGAAUCAUAUGGACGAAGAAAUGAGUCGCCAGACUGCCACCGCGCUGCCCACAGGAACCUCAAAGUGCCCCCCCUCUCAGCGUGUGAACACCACUGCCUCAAACAGUGACCUAGCCAGCCUGUUCGAGUGCCCGGUGUGUUUUGACUAUGUGCUGCCUCCAAUCCUGCAAUGCCAGAGCGGCCAUCUGGUGUGCAGCAACUGCCGGCCCAAGCUGACGUGCUGUCCGACGUGCCGUGGCCCGUUGGGCUCCAUCCGUAACCUAGCCAUGGAAAAGGUGGCCAACUCCGUGCUAUUUCCGUGCAAGUACGCCUCGUCGGGCUGCGAAGUGACAUUGCCACACACGGACAAGGCCGAGCACGAGGAGCUGUGUGAAUUCCGGCCGUACUCCUGCCCAUGUCCGGGUGCUUCGUGCAAGUGGCAGGGCUCACUGGAUGCCGUUAUGCCGCACCUCCUGCAUCAGCACAAGUCCAUCACUACACUGCAGGGCGAGGACAUCGUCUUCCUGGCCACGGACAUCAAUCUGCCUGGUGCCGUCGACUGGGUCAUGAUGCAGUCUUGCUUCGGUUUCCACUUCAUGCUGGUCCUGGAGAAGCAGGAGAAGUAUGAUGGGCACCAGCAGUUCUUUGCCAUCGUGCAAUUGAUUGGCACACGCAAGCAGGCAGAGAACUUUGCCUACCGGCUGGAGUUGAAUGGCCACCGGCGGCGCCUUACUUGGGAAGCCACACCACGAUCCAUCCAUGAGGGCAUUGCCACAGCCAUCAUGAACAGUGACUGUCUAGUGUUCGACACCUCCAUCGCCCAGCUGUUUGCUGAAAAUGGCAACCUGGGCAUUAAUGUCACCAUAUCCAUGUGCUGAGGACUGUCAGAUACAUUCUUGCACACGCACCCACAUAGGCAAACACUAACGCAUUUCACAACCACCACGAGACACCCAUAGGUGUACAUUGGGUUGGGGACUCUAACCUAGGGAGCUUCUCGCUGUUGUACGUUCCAAGUACUCAACAGAACUGACCUUUACCAAUGCUUGGCACGUCCAGCAACUGGACAUUUUCCCAGGUUCUUAAUUUUAUGCUACAAUAUUCUAAUAAGUUAAAUAUCUAAUGUAUUCUACAUUUUUGAGAGCAAUUGCCCACAAAGAUGAGCCUUGUGAAGUGGACUUUCUCACGCAUAGCUUGUUUGUGAAGAGGGGUAAAGAAAUGGCACAGUAGAAUUGAGGGUUGGGGUGAACUCAAAAAGAUAAACUAGAAUUGUCCAGAAACAUUAUUUCCUUUUCUUUCCCCCAGACUGACAUCAUUAGUUCAAAUGAAACACUAACUUUUUUUAAGUUGAAUUUAUGCAGUUUUAUGUUUUAAUCCAACUUUACCCGGUCUUGUCUGAUAUCCUUUCCCCUCCGAAAGAUGCUGCAGAUAUUUGCAUGACCACUGACUAAAGCUUGGUGUGUUCAGAUUUUUUUUCUGAAAAUUGUAGUUUCUGCCUGAACCGUUGUAGAGUUUCUCCAGAGGCUUUGCUCAAUCGGAGGGAGAUGUGAUGAGAAGGUUCUGUAUGAACUUGAUGUGACCACAUCAGGUUUUGACGUCCUCAAAGCCAUUCUUCCCUUUCAGAUGUUUAGCUUCUCCCUACAGUAGCCUACUUUUUCUGACCAGGUGCUAUUAACAGCAGUCUUGCACCUGCGAAUGUGAAGUGAUUUGAACGGAUCGUGCUUUAGUUUGCCAGGUAAACACGUUUGUCUCGGUCAUGUGGAAAUGGUGAUCGCUUCAUGCAGAGGGGUGAGGCUCUCAUCAGACUAGAAGUGAGCUCAAUUUCUACCGUUAUUAUUGAGAUUAUUGUUAUCAUUUUGUAAUAACUUUAGACAAAGGAAUGAAAAGGCUGUUGUUAACAUUGUGGCUAAUCGUCAGUGUUUGUAUAUAGUGUUGUUCUUCAGAAGACCUCUUUUUUUUGUUUGUUUUUUGUAAGUACAGAUUUUUGUUUUGUAUGUGUGUCUGUUUUUGUGAGGAGUAGGUGAAGAAAAACGCCAAAACAUCUCUGUGGAUACAUUGUACUGUUCCUGGUCCUGGUCUGUUUUUAUUUUUGUUUUAAUGUUUGUUUUGUUUUUGUUUGUUUUGGUCUAUUUUGCCAUUAAAUAAAUCUAUCUUUUUCAUA
Tachysurus fulvidraco (yellow catfish) is the source of this 2968-nucleotide messenger RNA. It is a transcript of the gene siah1, whose product is annotated as siah E3 ubiquitin protein ligase 1. Gene Ontology annotation, biological process: multicellular organism development; proteasome-mediated ubiquitin-dependent protein catabolic process. NCBI's taxonomy places the organism in Eukaryota, Metazoa, Chordata, Actinopteri, Siluriformes, Bagridae. The record is from RefSeq and is a predicted model, not a curated record. The transcript is spliced from 3 exons. Gene Ontology annotation, molecular function: ubiquitin conjugating enzyme binding; ubiquitin protein ligase activity; zinc ion binding. Gene Ontology annotation, cellular component: cytoplasm. Bases 693 to 1685 code for a protein of 330 amino acids.